Cyphellophora attinorum is the source of this 474-nucleotide messenger RNA. RefSeq lists its product as uncharacterized. Bases 1 to 474 code for a protein of 157 amino acids. The record is from RefSeq and is a predicted model, not a curated record. NCBI's taxonomy places the organism in Eukaryota, Fungi, Ascomycota, Eurotiomycetes, Chaetothyriales, Cyphellophoraceae. The transcript has 2 exons.
AUGGGCAAAACAUGCAGAGCAAAUCAAGCCUCGAGGCCUAACAAGGACCGCGAUCCAGAACUGUAUGGAGAGUUCAAAGCAUCUCGAUACUUCGUUACGCACUUUGGGGUGCUCGAAGUCAGUAUCAGCGCGACCGUACGACAUCGCCCGGUGUACCCGAACCUACCACAUCGCCUCAUUCACCUGCUCUGUGAGGAGAUCGCCAAGAAGUAUUAUGUGCCAUACGUCCGCCAGCGCGGCCUUCCCCGCAUCCUCGAUGUGGCCACGGACGAACCAGUCUACCCGUCCUUGCUCGCCGAGUGGUCGGGCCGUGGCCAAAUCACUGGUCUGCAAAUACUUGACCCGAAGACUGCGGGUUUGUCCUCGACGAAGAAAUGCACCGACGAAUUGACGAAGGCUGCCCGUGGCGAUCAGCGUGGGAUUGUUGUCGCCAAAGAAAUACACCGAUCCAGGGAUGAAAAAUACCAGUGGUAG